AUGGCUGACCGUCUAACCAGAAAGGAAGUGGAAGGUUUCAGAGAAGCCUUCAAUCUAUUUGACAAGGACGGUGAUGGUUCGAUAACAAUUGAAGAAUUGGGAUCUGUUAUGAGAUCACUUGGAUUACAUCCUACUGACGAGGAGCUUGGAGAUAUGAUUAAUGAAGGUGAUAUUGAUGGAAAUAGAACAAUCGAUUUCCCCGAAUUUCUCACCUUGAUGACAAAGAAUAUGAAGGAGGGUGACGAAGAAGAGGAGAUCAGGGCGGCUUUUGAAAUAUUUGACAAGGAUGGAAAUGGUUCUAUAAGUGCGGAUGAAUUGAGACAUGUGAUGAAGAUGCUGGAUGAAAAUUUGACUGAGGCAGAAAUCGCCGCAAUUAUCAAGGAGGCCGAUUCGGAUGGAGACGGUCAAAUAAGCUUUGAAGGUGAGUUUAUUUCAUCGCUACAAUCAUUUCCUUCAAUUUGCUUCCAUUUCGCACAUUUACUUUAG
Rodentolepis nana is the source of this 486-nucleotide messenger RNA. Lineage: Eukaryota; Metazoa; Platyhelminthes; Cestoda; Cyclophyllidea; Hymenolepididae. The record is from the annotation of a GenBank genome assembly.